AUGUCGGCAAGAAGUAAUACAAGAAGAACGGAAAUUACUUAUAUUACUUAUAUUAAAAGCACUCUGCUUGAACUUUUGGAAAAGGCACCAUGCUAUGCCAUUGCACUUGACGAAUCAUGUGACAUUUUUGAUGAUGAACAAAUAUCUAUUUUAGUGAGAUUUUUCGACAUUGAAAAUAAGAUAUUCAGGGAAAAAUUGCUCGCAAUAUUGCUUUCGAAAGGUAACACUCGAGGAGAAGAUUUAUUCAAAGCUAUUGACGAAUUUAUUAAUAAUUCCAACAUUAGUUUUGAUAAAAUAGUGUCGCUUUCAACUGACGGUGGCCCAGCGAUGAUUGGUAAAGAAAAAGGUGUAGUAAGGAAAAUCAGGGAUCAGAAUCCAGGUCUAAUAUCGUAUCAGACUGACCUUUGUGGGAAACUCAGUGCUACACUGAAAGAAGUAAUGGAGAACUUGGUGCAAUUGAUUAAUUUUAUGAGAUCUCAUUCAUCUCUUCAACACCGAAAGUUCAAGAAGUUUCUUUGA
Schistocerca cancellata (South American locust) is the source of this 519-nucleotide messenger RNA. RefSeq lists its product as uncharacterized. The transcript has a single exon. Lineage: Eukaryota; Metazoa; Arthropoda; Insecta; Orthoptera; Acrididae. Bases 1 to 519 code for a protein of 172 amino acids. The record is from RefSeq and is a predicted model, not a curated record.